AUGUCAGGAAGCUCGUAUUUGAAACUCUCAGACGGAACAAACUUAUUUUACAAAGACUGGGGAACCGGUGAUCCCAUUGUGUUCUCCCAUGGCUGGCCUUUAUCGUCUGACGCUUUCGAAGACCAGAUGUUCUAUCUAGCUCUGAAGGGCUACAGAGUAAUUGCUCACGACAGAAGAGGCCAUGGAAGAUCGUCACAGCCUUGGCUGGGUCACAAUAUGGACCAGUACGCUGACGACUUGGUUGAGCUUGUCAACCACUUGGGCUUGAAGAACGCUGUUCAUGUGGGACACUCCACUGGCGGUGGGGAGGUUGCAAGGUACCUUGCUCGUCACGGCACUAAGAACGCUCGUAAAGCAGUCCUCAUUGGUGCUGUUCCACCUCUCAUGAUAAAGACCGAUUUCAACCCUGACGGUGUUCCCAAGGAUGCUCUUGACGAUAUCAGGAACAACGUGUUGAAGGACAGAUCGCAGUUUUUCCAAGACUUGCCUACUUUGUUCUAUGGUUUCAACCAUGACGAGUCGAAGAAGUCGCAGGGUUUGAUUGACGGCUUCUGGUAUCAGGGAAUGCAGGCUUCCAUCAAGGCUCUUCACGAUUGCGUGGCUGCCUUCUCUGAAACUGAUCAGAGAGAAGAUUUGAAAGGAAUUGACAUUCCAACAUUGGUCCUCUACGGUGAUGACGAUCAAAUCGUGCCUCCAAAGACCUCUAGUGAAGCUGCACUCAAAUUGUUGCCCAAGGGCGAAAAGAAGGUCUACGAGGGCGGUUCCCAUGGUAUUUGCAGCACUCACAAGGACCAGGUGAACAAAGACCUUUACGAGUUUAUCAGUAAGUGA
This is a messenger RNA of Candidozyma auris, 831 nucleotides long. RefSeq names its product alpha/beta fold hydrolase. NCBI's taxonomy places the organism in Eukaryota, Fungi, Ascomycota, Pichiomycetes, Serinales, Metschnikowiaceae. The transcript has a single exon. The record is from RefSeq and is a predicted model, not a curated record. Gene Ontology annotation, molecular function: catalytic activity. The coding region runs from base 1 to 831 and encodes 276 amino acids.